CGGCAACUUUGCGGAUAUAAAGGGAUUUUAGUUUGUUUUGCCAAUUUGUAUGAUUUAUAUUUUGCGAAAUUAAUAAAGUAAAUAAAAUGCAGGUCUGUCCGUACGGUGAGAAAUGUUAUCGGAAAAAUCCUAUCCACUUUUCUGAGUAUUCACAUGCGCACCUUGAUGCUAUUUACGCUAAAGGCUCUGAAGCAGGCAACAAUGGGUAUGAUAUACCUCCUAAGUAUUCCACCGAGUUGAUUAACAUACAGCUAAAGCUGCUAGAGAAGGUGUUUCCCAAGGAAACUCAAAAGCAGUCAGCUGGUCCAGCUCCAACAACAUCAUCUAAACAGCCAACAACAUCUGUUAAACAGCCAACAACAUCUGCUUCAACCACUAGCCGCGCGUGUUCAAGUGGCAACAGUAAGGGUAGUAGCAGUAGUAGCACGAAUGACACCUCUAAUCUUGCCAAGAAACAAAAGCUUACCGAGCGGAAUAUACGCGACUACAUUCCGGUCGUGGUCGAAGGACGGAUGGCUGAUAAACUAGCGGCUGCGGCGCCAUAUAACAUGUUCCUUACCGCCAUUACGGAUUCUAAGCCAACACAUAAGGAGCCGCUGAGCGUAACGCUCCAGGAAAUUCUCGAUGAAAGUAUGGGCGAGAUUGAGUCCACUGUACAAAUCAAUUUUAUGGUCGAUAUAGGCUGGUUGCUUGGACAUUACUACUUCGCUGGCAUUCUCGAUAAACCCUUAUUGGUGCUCUAUGGCGAUGAAUCACCCGAGCUACUGGGCAUAGGCAAAUUCAAGCCGCAGGUUACGGCCAUCAAAGUGAAUAUGCCCACGCCAUUUGCCACAUCGCAUACCAAAAUGAUGCUGCUAGGCUAUGCAGAUGGAUCGAUGCGCGUGGUGAUUUCCACUGCAAAUUUAUACGAGGAUGACUGGCACAAUCGCACGCAAGGUCUAUGGAUUAGUCCACGUCUGGAUCCAUUACCAGAGGGUGCAGAUACGGCCGCGGGUGAGAGUCCCACUGGCUUUAAGCAGGAUCUAAUGUUGUACCUAGUGGAGUACAAGCUAACACAACUUCAGCCCUGGAUAGCACGCAUACGAAAGUCGGACUUCAGUGCGAUCAACGUAUUCUUCAUUGGCUCUGUGCCUGGCGGGCAUCGAGAAAGCACCACCCGUGGCCAUCCUUGGGGACAUGCGCGUCUCGGUUCGCUUCUAGCCAAACAUGCGGCGCCAGUUGAUGAUCGUAUACCCGUCAUCUGCCAAAGUUCCAGCAUUGGUAGUUUGGGUGCCAAUGUACAGACCUGGAUACAGCAGGAUGUUUUAAACAGUCUUCGCAAGGACUCAUCGCCUCUGGGCCGAUUGCGUCAAUUGCCACCCUUCAAGAUGAUAUAUCCAAGUUUUGGUAACGUGGCCUCCAGCCACGAUGGUAUGUUAGGAGGCGGCUGCUUACCGUAUUCCAAAAAUACCAACGACAAGCAGCCCUGGCUGAAGUCUUAUCUGCAGCAGUGGAAAUCCAGUGAUCGGUACCGCUCUCAGGCCAUGCCGCACAUUAAAAGCUAUACACGUUUUAACUUAGAGGAGCAGUGCGCCUAUUGGUUUGUUCUGACCUCGGCGAAUUUAUCGAAGGCCGCCUGGGGCUCCUUCAACAAAAAUUCCAACAUUCAGCCCAUUUUGCGCAUAGCUAAUUAUGAAGCAGGGGUUCUAUUCCUACCCAGAUUUGUGACUGGCGAGGAUACUUUUCCUUUGGUCAAUGCACGCGAUGGUAUUCCUGCAUUUCCUCUACCCUACGAUGUCCCAUUAACCCCCUAUGGUCCAGAUGAUACACCAUUCCUAAUGGACUAUUUGCAUACAUAAAUAUUUGUUGUAUUUGAGUUCUGUUAUAUAAUAUAACGAAUCCAAUUGAUAUUAAAGUUCAGUGAGAUUAUAAACAUCAA
Scaptodrosophila lebanonensis is the source of this 1918-nucleotide messenger RNA. It is a transcript of the gene gkt, whose product is annotated as probable tyrosyl-DNA phosphodiesterase. The coding region runs from base 87 to 1838 and encodes 583 amino acids. The transcript is spliced from 5 exons. Gene Ontology annotation, cellular component: nucleus. Gene Ontology annotation, biological process: double-strand break repair; single strand break repair. Gene Ontology annotation, molecular function: 3'-tyrosyl-DNA phosphodiesterase activity; double-stranded DNA binding; single-stranded DNA binding. Lineage: Eukaryota; Metazoa; Arthropoda; Insecta; Diptera; Drosophilidae. The record is from RefSeq and is a predicted model, not a curated record.